ACGUGCUAACGUGCUAACCGAGGGGGUCUCCAUCAGCCGGCGGCGGGGGACGACUGCGAGGCAGCGGAGAGAGAAGUCACCGGACAGACCCGAACCUUCCCCGCAGAACCGGGGGGCUCUUCCGCUCAGUGAGCUGCUUCCAGAGAGGCGACAGCCAUGUCCGACUUCGACAGCAACCCGUUCGCAGACCCGGACUUCAGCAACCCCUUCCAGGAUCCCUCUGUGACGCAGGUGACCCGCUCUGCCCCUCCUGGUGGUCUAGAGGAAUAUAACCCCUUCACAGACGGCAGAACGGCAGCCCCUGGAAAUGCCCCCAAAUCGACUCCUGCCCCUGCCCAGAACACACAACCUGCCAUCAUGAAGCCGACAGAAGAGCCACCGGCUUAUUCACAGCAACAGACUCAGGACCAAGCACGUGUUCAGGCUGAGUUGUUGAGAAGGCAGGAGGAGUUAGAGAAGAAAGCAGCGGAGCUUGAUCGUCGCGAGAAAGAGUUGCAGUCCCACGGAGCCGCGGGAGGGCGUAAGAACAACUGGCCUCCACUGCCAGAGAAGUUCCCCGUCGGCCCGUGUUUCUACCAUGAUAUUGCUGUGGACAUUCCUGUAGAGUUCCAGAAGACAGUCAAGAUCAUGUACAACCUUUGGAUCUCCCAUGCAGCCACACUCUUUGUGAACAUGUUCGGCUGCCUGGCCUGGUUCUGUGUGGAUGCGUCCCGUGGUGUCGAUUUUGGCCUGGCGAUGCUCUGGUUCCUGCUGUUUACCCCCUGUUCUUUCGUCUGCUGGUACAGACCGCUCUACGGGGCUUUCAGGAGUGACAGCUCGUUCCGCUUCUUUGUUUUCUUCUUCGUCUACAUCUGUCAGUUUGGAGUUCACGUCCUGCAAACUAUCGGCAUCACCGGCUGGGGAACAUGUGGCUGGAUUACAGCUUUAACUGGUCUGAACGCCAGCAUCCCAGUGGGCAUCAUCAUGUUACUGAUCUCAGCUCUGUUCACUGCACUGUCCGUGGGCUCGCUCAUCAUGUUUAAAAAGGUGCACGCUCUCUAUCGGACCACCGGGGCCAGUUUUGAGAAGGCUCAGCAGGAGUUUGCGACCGGAGUCAUGACCAACAAGACGGUUCAGACGGCAGCCGCCAACGCUGCCGCUAACGCUGCAACCAACGCCGCUCGUGGGGCCUUUAAACCUCAUCCAUAAACCCACACACACACACACACACAGUGAUAAGGUGGAGAUGCACAGCUCUGGCCCUGCUGGUUCUCAGAUCAAAUUGAUUUUUAAUUGAUGAAUGUUGCAAUGCCCUGCACACGUUGCUAAAGAAAAGUGUAACGUAAAUAACAGACAAGUGUCCAGAGCUGUUCAUCCUCAUUUAUCAGUGAAAACUCCUCUACAUCCGCCCUGUCUGCUUUUCAGUCAGGCUGCUCACAUCCCUUUGAAACGUCCACGUACUGACUCGAGGUGGGUUCUGAGUGUGUGGGAUUCCAUCUCACUCUCUCAUCUCACUCCUCUUCCUGCUCCUCUGUCCUCCUCUGUCUGCUGAUGAUAGUGCAUCCGGACAAGACAGUUCUAGCAUUCCUUAUUGUUGUCAUGGUGACGACAUCUAAACAGCUUCCUGCCUGGUUAUUUUUUAAUACAGCAGAGAGUCAUGAAAAGUGAUAAUCCGCUCAUUGUGUUUUGCACAGUUUUGUUUUUCUUGGUCAGAUACUGAAAGUACAGUAUAUGUUGGAUUGGCUGCAGCUGCGUGUGAAUCUUUACAUCACUUGAAAGGAGAAAAUUGUGGCUUUUCAUGAUCACUCCGGUGCUUGAACAUGAAGGUGUGACAUUUGAAUAUACCUUUAACUCUAUCAGUGCUUCAUCUGUCAGACAAUACCCUUCUCGUUAUGGUAGAACUUAAUUAUUAUAGGAGUAUGUGUGUAUGUCCUUCCUUAAGGACCUGCCCCCAUCAGAACUCCAGGGACACCUGUCAGGUGAAAUCUUUCCUCUCUGUCCGAUUUUAUUUGACCGGGGGGGGGUCGGAAUCUCUGGUGCUAACUAAGAUCUGACAGCAUUUAAACGACGUGCAUAUCAAGCACCCUGAAGGUAGAAGUCGCUCCCUCCUCUGGAUCAGGGGAACGUCUACUUGUGUUUUUCCCACCAGUUCCUGUGAGAAGCGAGCUGCAGAGUUCUGUCCCAGUGGCUGUUUGACUGAUUGACGAUGUUUGGAUCUAUUCGUGGAGACGCACUGAACACCCAGGUCAGUAGAGGUCACCAGUUCUCACCAGAAACCUUCAGUCCGGUGCUCUCGUGCAUUAAAAGGGGGGAGAACACCUGAGGAAUAAUUGCGUUUCCUUUUACGUGUGCGUGGCAUUAAUCGUGUGCCCCCCCCUCAGUUGUUUCUCCAGCCCUUCACACUAACGGCGCUAUGAGUCUGGAGAGCUGCUCGGUCGCGGCCUCCUGUUGAAAAGGACGCAUAAUAACGUACAAAGUGAUAACUGAGAGAAGGAACCUGGCUUUUCCCACUGAACACUACCUGGACAGUGAUGAAGUUAUUCUUUUCCUGAGAUUAUCCUAAAUACACGAACCAGUAAAAACACUGUUGCUGAUAAUAUGUACACUAACAGUCUGUUUGCAUUUUUACAGACAAAGCCAGUGCACUGAUUUUCCCAUCAGUACUGGCCUCAGAAGUGUCUCAGCCAUUAAGAACAUUAAGAUAAGAGAGAACUGGACGUGACACAUUGAUAUCACUAAGAUAUGUUAAUUUAUAUACAAUAAUAACAGUGUUUUUCAGCACUAAGCUGUAGAGACGACUCAUGAAGUAUGGUUGCGGGUUACAUACGUGUAUCUCUCAUCGUCGUGGUGAGUGUGAAGACGUACAUGAUUGGUGACUGGUGCUGCUGUUACCACAUUGCAAAUGUGCAGAUUAAGAUCAAUAACUCGUCAUGACAAAGCAAGAAAACGUCUUGGCAGCAUUUUGUGUUCGAAAUAUUUUUGUUUUAAACUCAUUGCACAUUUCUUGUUUUGCGUUAAACCUAGUGCGAAAGACAAAACAUGUUUUUAUUUAUGGUGUAAUUUAAGUUGUUCCUGUUUGGUUUGAUUUUACAUUAUGUAUUAUGUUUGUGUGUGUAUUUUAUUUUUUAUUAAUGACAUCACCGUAGCAUAAGCUAGAUAGUGUUUAACGACCUUGCAACUUGAUCCUGAAGGAGUUGUGCUCGUGUGGAUGAGGAUGUGUGUAUGACUGGUUUGAUAGAAAGAAGAAAUCUCCCUCAAGUGUUAUUCUAAUUCCUGAAAAGCUGUGAGAGAUCAACCAAAUGUCCAUUUAGAUUUGUUUUUAAAUCUCUGUUUGUAACGUGUUCCCUUGCCAUGUUUUACCUUGAGGUAUUAACACAACUUAUCUUUGCUACACACAUGAUUUCCAUGUAUCUAUAGUUUUAAGCAGUUGUUAAAUGAAGCCAUUGCCUAUGUGGGUGAGUAGUUGAUGUAUUUGGCGAGCUGGUCCGCAGUACAGAACGUGUUUGAAGUUUGCUGACACAUUAUUUCACUGAAUCAGAGAAGAAACUCAUUCAAAAGGGACACUUGUAUAUUUUGUAAAGUUGAAAAUUUGAUCCCCAUUGUCAGUCACUUGUAAAAAGAAAAUGUAAUGCACUCUCGUCUGGCCUUUGUCGCAUGUGAAAUAGUUUGAGUUUUGUAUA
Messenger RNA from Limanda limanda (common dab), 3659 nucleotides. Its product is annotated as secretory carrier-associated membrane protein 1-like. Gene Ontology annotation, biological process: protein transport. Gene Ontology annotation, cellular component: recycling endosome membrane; trans-Golgi network membrane. The transcript is spliced from 9 exons. NCBI's taxonomy places the organism in Eukaryota, Metazoa, Chordata, Actinopteri, Pleuronectiformes, Pleuronectidae. Bases 157 to 1188 code for a protein of 343 amino acids. The record is from RefSeq and is a predicted model, not a curated record.